AUGAGUUCGCCGACUUCGGGAUUCAUCGCCGAGGCGGUCCUGCAACAGUUGGAGUCGCUGCUAUUCCGACAUCACAUGCCGAAGUUCUGGGCCCGGUAUGUAGAUGAUAGCUUCGUCGUUAUCGACCUGGAUCAACUGCUGACAUUCAAGAAGCAUCUGAAUGCGGUCUUCCCGGACAUACAAUUUACGAUGGAGGAGGAAGAGAACAACCAGCUGGCCUUCCUGGAUGUCCUCGUAUGUCGCAAUGAUUGUGGUGGACUAAAGCCCAAAGUGUUCAGGAAAGCGACAAAUACAAGGCAAGUACUAAACUUCAACAGCAACCACUCAAUCAGCCACAAACACAGUUGUGUAAGGACGCUUUAUAGGCGUGUUCAAACGCACUACAAUGAACCGGCAGACAAGAUUGUCGAACUACAAUAUCUCUGACGGGUCUUCAAAGCCAACGGAUACCCGCGCAACUUUGUCAACCGGUGCAUACACAAAAUGGACGAAAGGCCUAACCGCACGGACAGCAAAGUUUGGCUUGCGCUUCCAUAUGUCAAGAACGUUUCGUAAACUCUCGGCCGCCUUCACGCACAACUUGGAAUUGGAGUUGCACACAGACCGGAGGCCACUAUUAGGCGUCCGGUAAUGAGACCAAAAGACCCGCUGCUACGGCAAGAAACGUCUGGAGUGGUUUAUCGCAUCUGGUGCAGUUGCGGGCAAGGAAACUAUGUCAGAAAAACUGGACGCGAAUGACCGAACACGCGGCAGCGAUGCGCAGAAAUGACGCCUUGGCACUGGGUAUAGGUGAGGAGUAAGAGGAGAGAGUGUGGUAGAUGCAGUGCAAAAUUACUUCCACUAUAAAUUAACACACAGGUCACCGUUCCUGCUCCUACGUCGUUGUGGAGCACUCGGUGGACAACGUCAGUAACGACGGUCGAACUGUCGUGAGAAAGACUGGGGUCCGUGAAGCAUGGCACAAACAAAAACCGCGAUUGCUUCUACUUCUUGUCAACUAGUUCCUGGAACUCUCAUCUUCGCUUGCAUCGAUCAGAUACUUGUCAGGCCUGUUACACCUCAGGUUACAGCGGGUUAAUCUGCUCCGACUUACGACGUUAGGGAAUUAGUCCUGCUUGCCAUCAUGUGUUUAUGAGACGAACUUAAGUAGAUGCAGCGAAAGUUUACCGGCAAGUCACCGUCCCUGCCCCCACCGCUGCUGCUGUGAGGCACACGGUGGACAUCAUCGAAAUCGAUGGUCGUACUAUCAUGAGGCGAACCGCGUUUGGAUAUUUUGUGUUCAGUGGAGGGCUGUGGUAUCAGUCUUAUGUACACCACGGCUGUGCCACUGAGGGUUCUUCACAAACUAAAACGAAAACCAGUCAAUUUUGCAGAGCAGUACUAAUUAUCAUGACCAUCGAGGGAUUUUUUAUAGGAAGACAGCUUUGAUUGUCAGCUAACCGCUCUCUGUGAUAGUGACGUAGAUUAAUCUGCCAGACGAUUGGCGUACUGGCCGACAGUGAGAUCGCUAACGACAGUCAAGGCAUGCUUGAAAUGUCUGCCUAGAACAGAUUAUGGCGUAGCAGUCGGCACAGCAUGGCGUAUACGAAGAUGGCGGAGUCAAACAGAAGUUAAUCAUCCGAACGGUUGUGUAUCGUACAUCCACGAUGUAAAUAUCAAGAGAAAGUCUGGAUGAAAUUUGAUUGUCUGGCGAAACUUGAUGGGCCGCAGUUUCGAAAGAAUGCGAAACCACGUGAACCAUACAUUCGGGAAACACUAGCGGGCUGCAUAAGACGGGAGGCCGAUGUUUUUCAAUUGGAGGAAAACCAGACAAGCAGCCGACGAUUACCCAUUUUCAGGCGACUUGAGGAUCGGCGAGGAUGCUGUGGUUAAUGGAAUUGCUGCACCGCGUAUGAUGGAUGGUUUGGGCGUGGGGGGCCUAAAGUCGGGAGAAAUUGUAGGGGGGAAAGAUUCUUCAAUCGAGACUUGGGGGAAGGAGGAGGAGGAGGAGGAGGAGGAGGAGGAAGGGGAGUGGGAUGAGGACUACGUUAUGUGAUCUCUGCAAUGCGAUGGUGGGUAGAAGUAUCAUUGGAAGAGCGAAGAACACCUAGCCGCCAUGACAUCUCAAGCGGAAUGUCACUAUUCUACUGGGGCUUAAUUUAAACACAAACCUAUGAUGAGGGCAAAGCCCUUUCCUUAGCAUUUGAACCACUAAGGUGUGGCAGAAUGUAGCAUAGAGUUUGUAAUAUUUGAUAAUUUGUAAGAACAUGAACGAACUCGCAAGGUGUCCAGGAAUUAGUAAAUCGUCCAAAAUCUUUCAUUUGUUAGGUUAGCAUCCGCCUUCCUGUGUGUGAGUGGACCUCUUAUCGUGAUGAGCAUUCCUUGGAAUUUUUCGCAGUCUCAACCUGCUAACCCUCCUCCCCCCCGUCCUUGCGUGCGCAUUGAAAAUACGCAGUUGGUGUCUCGCUUCUUCUGCAAAAGAUUGUUUGUAAUCGCACUCUAGGGGAAAACAACAAGCAGGUUUCUGGUGGCGCAAUGCCUCUGCAGCUGACCCUGCGUCAGAUGCGUUUCAGCGACACAGGUAGUUUUGCCCCAAGUCCAGUGGGCGUUAUUAGCAGCCGGUACCUAUAAAAAAUGCCGACGUUGGCGACGUGACGUCACGCUCGAGUGCGGGCCCACAACAUGCCCACAUCAAGCAGUCCUCGCCAUCUUCUCGUUGUUGUGUUAAGUCGCGCUCAGUGAGCGUUUUGGACCUGGGGGCGUAGCGGUGCGACUUGAGGGAGCGGGAGUGCAUUUCGCCGUGUCAGACAUCCGCCUCCUCCCCCUCCCCUGCCACUCUUCUUUGCUCUGUCAUGACACGGGACCCAGGUGGAGAGGGGGGUAGGGGGAGGAGGAGGAGGAGGAGGAGGAGGAGGAGGGUGGAGUGCGGUAGAUGCUGUGCAAAUCUACUGUCCCUUCAAAAUAACUCACACGCAGGUAGCUGCCCCUGCACCAGACUGCACACGGUGGACGUCAUCGGCAACCAAUAUCGAACUGCACUGCAUUGCUUGAAGACCUAGUAGACUCUAAUUCCCUGUGCGUCAUGUGUGGGCGUUUUGUUGCUCACAUCUGCCUAGUAUCAGGGGAAAACAGGGGAUUGAUGUUGACCUAUCAGGAUGGUCAAGAGGCAUAUAAAAGCAGAGGGGUAGAACAAGUAUUCUCAUUCCUCCAGAUGAACAUGUAUAGUGCAUCUCUUGCCUGUCUGAUCCUAUCUCUGUCAAUCCUCGUCUUCACUGACAAAGUGUAUGUCUCGUCUUCGUUAUUCCUGCCUCAUCGACUACUUAUAUACAUUUAUAGUAGUGGUUGAAUUGUGUAAGGUUAGACUAGUGGAAUAAAUUGGUGCAGAUAUAUAUUGCAUUCUUUCCGAGAAAUCGAACACAAAUUAACAUAGCAGAUGUUGACAAAUAUGAAAUAAAAGCUGUGGACUAUGUAGUCCAUGAUAAUUAUGUUGCUCUGGUUUGCAGGCGAGCAGUGGGAAUAUGUGACUGGGACCAGCGGACGUACACUACGCUCGAGGGUAAAGCCGAAUUCAUGACUGUGCGCAGUGGGAGGUACUCGGUAAGCUGCCAUUUCUGUCAUACCAACAGUCCUAAUUGUGCUAUUUUUGUCGGUGUUUUUGUUGACCUGUAACAUUAAACUUUACCAUUUUUAUCUUCUUGACAGACCGGAUACAUUGGCGAAGUUCCGUUUGUCUCCAAGCGACUCAGCCAGACCACUUGUUACCUCGGUGACGUGGCAUUUAGAUGUGUGUACGCUAACAGUAAGUCGCAUGAAAAUGACUGCUAGUGUUAGUGCAGGAAAAUAUUGUUAGGCAACAGUUAAAAAAGGAAGAUAAACCGCGAUAUUUAUAAAUUUUCCUUCUAACCCCUAGAUGGCAGCAUUUUGGGAACGCAUAUAGUGGUGCCCAACAUCACCAAUGUGGACAGGAUAUACAUUGCCAGCACCUAUCCUGUCACAGUCCAUAGGAUCGAAAAGCACGUUCGGGACAAGUCCUCCAAAGGUUCGUCCACCAGUGCCUCAUUUCUUCGUUCAAGUCUAAGUUAUCAGUAGCAUUCUUAUUUGAAUUCCUGCUCUUCAUACAUAAGUCUCCCUCCAAUGUCCCGUCCUCCUCACUGAGACUGAACUACCGACAUUUUAGAUCGUUUUAUCGUCGAAGAAAAUAUGCACCUGACCAAAUGCCCCGAAUAUAUGCAAACGAAGCUGGUUUGGAAAUUCCCCGGAAGUGUGGCUGACAGGACAGAUGUAAGUAAUUGUCUGUCUACCACAACAAUACCCGUUCCCUGAGACAGUCAGGUUGCCAUAAUUAACUAAGUAUUCGUUUCUUUCCCGCCAGUUUGAAUGCUUUCGAGACGGCAGUAGACUAUGCAGAGGAACCACGACAACAAUGGAGGCUGGCAAAUGUGGUGAGUUGAGGGGAAUUCACUACGCAGUGCGCAUAUCUAACCUCCGUCUUCUCUGAUUUUUGAGUGACAUUUGCUUUAACCCAUAUACCGAUGUGUUCAAUUGUCAGCGCGUGUUGCCCUAUUCGACUAACACAUGUCUUAUUUGUGUAUCUGCAGAUGUGACCGUUGAUGGCGGCAAUCUUAUUCAUACUCGGACCGUGAAUGGAACCAAAAAUGUCCUCGAAUUUUUCUACUGCCACCUCAGUCCGUCAACGCCACAUCAUGCACUGACCUACAACAUAGAUUGGCGAGGUGAGUAUUUGCCAGAAUUGUUUCAUCGACUGGCGAGGGCAGAGUAAAUGGUUGGAAUAGGUUUGCUUCGCGAAACUAUCUACUUUAUUCAUCUAAGUAGGCGUUGUUCGGCACACUUUUUGAUCGGGAGCCAGUCAUGCUAUAGCACGACAGGAUGACACUAGAAAUUCAUGUAUGAAUUUGCAGACCUGACACCAUAAUCAAAGUUUUGAUGUUUCAGCCCGUCCGUGUCGUUCUUCGGUGCUGAAAAUUACACAUGUUUUAUUUGAAAAAGAAAUCCGUCACACGACUGAAGUACUUACUGGUUUAUACCUUGUAAUCUUUCAAUUUCAGCUUCGAAGCCGAUUCCGCCCGGGGGAAUACCGACAGACGCUCCAGGUAAUUUACAACACUUUGACAUGAGGAUUGUGAAAUUGUUCGGGAAGUAUAGACAUUUUUCCGAUUCUGACAUCUGUCCUGCACGUUGUACGUAACUGUGCCAAAUAUCAGAUCGCGUCCAUUUCUAACGAACCAUUGAUGAUCCAGAUGGUUAGCGAAAGCCCACACACUUUACGGGGGGAGGGAGGAGAGCGUAAUCGGUGAACUCAAACCUCUCAAAAGCGUUUCCUUAUUUUCAUCGCAUUGUUCUUUUUUCCAUUCAAUUCCCACAGUCACUGAACGACGACAUGCAAUGAAGACAACGUCCGCUGCCAAACACCUGACAGGUAAUGCUACAUUUCAGCGUGUUGGGAAAAAUCAUUCAUGGGUAAUUAAUCGCCCAACACUUCUCUCAUUCCAUCUUUGCUAACCUGUCGGAGUUAUUAUUGCCAAUGCCCCCGUCUAAAUUUUCCAUAGGGCUUAUGAUUCCCUUGAACGCUUAUUUCUGCUCUGUGUCAACGUGAAUUUCAAGUGAGCAUUUACACUUUUCUCCUUUUCAGCGCACAGUCUGGGAGCCUUGGUUGUGCUAUCCACAGUUCUAGCGAGACAACGCUGAGAAUCAAAAACUGCCUCAUUCGAAGAUUAACACUGCAGCGCUUAAUUAAAAAAAGAAGAUUCUACUUUCUUUUCCUCUUCCUCUCAUUUCAAACCUCUUACCAUGUAGUCACACCCAGCAAAUAUAUUUUUUUGUUAUGAGAAGCCCUCUUAACUUGUUCCGGAGUGAAACCUGGAGGCUCUACAAGACUGUAGUGUAGGCUACGAGGUAACAGCCUGUGCUGGGGGGGGGAAGUGAAUGUAUUGGAAUCUGAACUGUCGCCAUGGGGAACCGACGCAGCAGUUCGCAAUGGUCGUGAACACAAAGAUCCCCAAAUCUGAAGUCAGAGAAGACGGACUGGUGAAGAAGCAGACAUGAUCGCUGAGACAAGAGAUUUAUCCGACCGACGUUUCGGACUCCUGCUCGAGUCCAUCAUCAGUGACAAUGGCAGACAGGGGGUUGGGUUAGACAGGCUUUACUGUUGUAAAAAGGCGCUCGGUAGUCACAGCAAGUUGUCGUCGCAAGUUGUCUCUUCAAACGUGUUGUGCGCGUCAGUGUGUCCGCCGUUGGGGUUCUUUGGCGUCUUUGCUUUUUCCAAGUUGUGGCCGCCUGUAGCCAAUCAGCGAGGGAGCGUGGCUGAUUGACUUCGAGUUCUCGCAAGGCCAGUAACAAGCCUCGUGCGGUCCCCGCAGCGAACCGGCAGAGGACGUGGGGCGAGCAGAAGGGCAGCGCGACAGGGCAGCGGCGAUCAAGUGAGCAGACUGCCACGGGGCUACCUGCUGCCUCUAUUUAUGCAGACUAAAAGAGACUGUAGUCUGCUUCAGUGUAAAAUAUAAAAACCAUGAAGAUCACUGCUAGAGUAAUGUUCUUGAAGGUGCAGUUUCCGCUCUAAAACGUCUUCGAUCGUGAUGAUAUUUCUACCGAGUCGCCGAGAAACAGUCGAACUGCCAAGAAACUUAGUUCUAGAUCCCGUCAUGUUUCAUUCUCGCACAUCAAAGUGGCACACAGUAGAUGAGUUGGACAAACAAGGGGUAUAGAUUGGCCUCCGACAGGCAUUAACGGGAAUGCGCACCUAUAACAAAUCUCAGCGCUGUAGGUCCAUUUGCAAGCUCAUGUCGCGCCAGUAGAGAUCCAAACCGCCCCCUCUCUUCUUGUCGCGUAGAACGCUUGUCAGUGCGCGUUGUGGACAGGAAGAUGUAGAGGCACGUCUAGGGUUUGAUUUUGCUGUGCCAGAUACCUGCGGACUUUCCCACCUCCGGUCGUCUUGACUCUGUCACCACACCGAGUCCCAGUGGAGGAGGAAUACGAGGAGGUGAUGAGACAUUUGCUGCGCAAGUCCACUCUCAUUAGAGAUUAAUUCAAUCGCAAUUCACAUCCCUGCUCUCGCCCUGCCAUGGAGACCACGGUGGACUUAUUAGAAAUUGACGUGAAAACUACCGUGAUGACAUGGCGGUUAUGUUCUUAUACAUCCUUUACUCUUAUUUGCGGCUGUCACUGAGUGAGAGCCCGAACCUGUAUUUUCGCUCUCUCACUAUCUUCAUUUCCUCCGCCUCUGCCACUUUUUGCUAAAGGAGAUGAAGUGAUGACAGAAUUAUAUGGAUUCCUACUGCGUUAUAAAUCACCUCACUGCUACCCAAAUAAUCAUGACAUGCGCGGAUCUAUGACGGAGUGCUAUAAUUUGUAGCAAGGAAAACGGUCAAAUGAAGAGGCAUUUCGAAUCUUCUUCAAACUUGUAGUCGCGCCACAAGAUCGCCUUCUUAAUAUGGCAUUUGGGACACUAUCGCCUGGAUGGAGACAUAGGCACCUCAAUCUACAACCUCGUAUACGAUGAGUUGGGAAUCCGGCUGUACGGCACACACGUACACGACCUCCAUAGUCUUGUCAGUUGCCUUUCCUUUAGAUCACGGUGGGCGGUGACCUGAUCUGUAGCCAGGAUGCACUGAAAGACCGCCUCCCUGAUAUACAACUCCGUAUCCCAAUUACCCUUGCUGAACGAAAGUGCUGGGGCACCAGUCGACGUUGUCGCGUGCGACAGUCGGUGUGGGGAGGAUAUCGAUUUUUCACUCUCCUCUUAUUGAACGAACACACGCAGGUCCGCCGAGUUCAUUUUGUUUCCUUGAGGGGGUAAGACGCAUAAAAAGGCAAACUAAUCCUAUUUCUACUGAUAACUGUCAAUUGCGUCAGUAUGUCACCUAGAUAGAAAGUAUUGAAAUUCACAAACUUGAUCAAUACGGACAAAGUUUCAGCAAGCAGACUCUCUAAUUCUCUCAAAUACCAGAUGAUCCCGCAUUCAAUUAAAAUCUCGUGAUUUUAAAGAGCCACUAUUCGACGCAUUGCACAUGUAGGUUUCACUGGUUGUCGACAGCGAAUUUACUUCCGACAAUUCUGCCUUCAGUUCUGAUCUCAUCGAUUCUUUUUCUCCUUACCCUGGUAUAUUUUAUGUGAGCUUCAACAAUUAUUUGCAGUUUUGCUAUGAUACCCACGUGUACAUUGACGAAGUAAAAUUCGGCAAAUGCACAUAUCGAUUAUUCCCAUCGGGAGAGUGCAGUAAUAAAAUUAACUCAAGGUAAACCCGUCGCCUCAACUCUACUAUUGUGAGUAUAUAUUCAACUGCCAGCAAAAGAAAAGUGUUCUCAAGACGAACCUGCAUAUGUCCGCCGAGUUCAUUUAUCUACUUGAAGGUGUAAGACGUAUAAAAGGCCAAUUGGUCCUAUUUGUGGCUGGUAAGUGUCGACUGCGUCAGUAAGUCACUUUGAUACAAAACUUUAAAGUCUAAAAACUUGAGCAAUAGGAACAAUGUUUCGGCAAACACCAAAUGCUUGCGCAAUUAAGUAAAGCCACGCUAAUUUAGAGAGCUAUUAUUUGACAAACUUAUUUCCAAUAAUGCUGCCCACAGUUGCGAUCUCAUUGAUUCCACUUCUACUAAACCCGGUGUACUCGACGUGGACUUCAAAAAUUAUUGGCAGUUUUCUGGUACUAAACCAAGAUUCCAACCGACAACAACAACACUACAAUGGGUCCGAAAGAUGACGAGGAUGACUGGGCAACCAUGCUAAACAUCUGUAUACACAGCGGAAGCGCAAGCGCAUCUACCGACAGGGAACCAGCCGUCGGGGAAUUGACAGUGCACGCAGGACUAAGAUGAUCAUGGUUUGAUGACCGAAGGUCAUUUCCGUAUCUCACCACCUCGCUGGUGAUGUUGUUUUCGGCAUCUACUUUGCCAAAACUCCCUUCCCACCCACACAUCCCUUAACCCCCAUUUUUCACUUCAAGUCAAACAACAGCUCCAUAGCAAUCGUCAGGCUCCAUUGUGUGCCUUAAACCUGCUCUCCCAUUCUGUCUCACGUGCUCAUUUUCACUCUACACACCACGCCACCUCGCUGGUAGAAGUGUUUUUAAAAUCCUUUCCCUGACACAAAGAGGCGCUGCACGAAGUGUCGGGAAUUUGGUGGAGGUGCUUUUGUGCCAAUUCCAUCUGCCGCCCUUGCCUGUGUUCCGCAAUAACAAAUACAAAGUAAUUCUAGUAGUCCAAAUGAAAACAGCUCCUGCAAUUGAGUACUUCUUCCUUUAGGUGGUUGAAAUUUAUGCUUAAGGACGUGUGGACAGUGAGCCUAGUUACAUCGUUUUCGUGCACAUGACAGUUAGUCAGCUGUUGCCCUCAACCUGCCUUUCCACACCUCCCACAUACAUCACAAUUUCCUCAUGUGCUACCGGUCGUCGGGUUGAAAUCGUCCCUAUUUCCUAAACCUGGUAAAAUCUAUGUAGACUCCAACAAUCAUUAUGGGUACGGCGACUGCCUAAGACUCGGGACAGAAAGUGCGACGGCAACGGUAGGGUGUAGGACCCUACCACUGUCCGCUGAAAUUCACUGUGACGGUAAACAUCGCUUAUCUGCCGCUACUAUGGGCUGAGACUUCCAUGCCUUCGUGACUGAACGUAACCUUACUGUCGGCGGUUUAUUCAAAGUCCGUUAUUUUCGGAAAUUGCUGUCUGGAUGUGCGGAACUCAUUCGAAACCGCAGCGCCCACUCUCUGGCAGGUCAGUUCGCGGGCAACCGAUGAUGUCCUGCUAUCGGUACGGCAUCCUCUCGGGUUGUCCAAAACGGAACGAACACUUUAGAAUGUCGGAGUAUGUCCACUCACUUUGGCUGCCUGUAAGGAGAUAGGAACAAUGUCAACCGGACGACCGGUAGCACAUGAGGAAAUUGUGAUGUAUGUGGGAGGUGUGGAAAGGCAGGUUGAGGGUCGCAGCUGACUAACUGUCAUGUGUACGAAAACGAUGUGACUAGGCUCACUGUCCACACGUCCCAAAACAGAACUUUUAACCACCCAAACGAAGAAAUACCCAAUGGCAGGAGCUGUCUUCAUUUCGGCUACUAGAAUUACUUCGUAGUUGUUCGUGCGGAAUACAGGCAAGGGGGCAGAUGAAAUUGGCACAAAAACACCUCCACCAAAUUCCCGACACUUCGUGCAGCGCCUCUUUGUGUCAGGAAGGGGCUUUUAAAAACACUUCUACCAGCGAGGUGGCGUGGUGUGUAGAGUGAAAUUGACCACGUGAGACUGAAUGGGAGAGCAGGUUUAAGGCACACAAUGGAGCCUGAUGAUUGCUAUGGAGCUGUUGUUUGACUUGAAGUGAAAAAUGGGGGUUAAGGGAUGUGUGGGUGGGAAGGGAGUUUUGGCAAAUUAGAUGCCGUAACCAACUCCGCCAGCGAGGUGGUGUGAUGCGGAAAUGACCUUCGAUCAGCAAACCAUGAUCCUCUCAACCCUGUGUGCACUGUCAAUUCUCUGGCACCUGUUCCCUGUCGGUAGAUGCGCAUGCGCUCCCGUUAGCAUGGUUAGCAUGGUUGCCCAGUCAUCCUCGUCAUCUUCCGGACCCGUUGGUUUGCUGUUAUUGUCGGUUAGAAUCUUGAUUUAAUAGCAGCAAACUGCUAAUAAUUGUCGAAGUCCACGUCGAGUACGCCGGGUUUAGUAGAAGUGGAAUCGAUGAGAUCGCAACUGUGGGCAGCAUUAUUGGAAAUAAGUUUCUCAAAUAAUUGCUCUCUAAAUUCGCGUGACUUUACUUAAUUGUGCAAGCAUUUGGUAUUUGCCGAAACAUUGUUCCUAUUGCUCAAGUUUUUAGACUUUAAAGUUUUGUAUCAAAGUGACUUACUGACGCAGUCGACACUUACCAGCCACAAAUAGGACCAAUUGGCCUUUUAUACGUCUUACACCUUCAAGUAGAUAAAUGAACUCGGCGGACAUAUGCAGGUUCGUCUUGAGAACACUUUUCUUUUGCUGGCAGUUGAAUAUAUACUCACAAUAGUAGAGUUGAGGCGACGGGUUUACCUUGAGUUAAUUUUAUUACUGCACUCUCCCGAUGGGAAUAAUCGAUAUGUGCAUUUGCCGAAUUUUACUUCGUCAAUGUACACGUGGGUAUCAUAGCAAAACUGCAAAUAAUUGUUGAAGCUCACAUAAAAUAUACCAGGGUAAGGAGAAAAAGAAUCGAUGAGAUCAGAACUGAAGGCAGAAUUGUCGGAAGUAUAUUCGUUGUCGCCAAGCAGUGAAACCUACAUGUGCAAUGCGUCGAAUAGUGGCUCUUUAAAAUCACGAGAUUUUAAUUGAAUGCGGGAUCAUCUGGUAUUUGAGAGAAUUAGAGAGUCUAUUUGCCGAAUCUUUGUCCGUAUUGAUCAAGUUUGUGAAUUUCAAUACUUUCUAUCAAGGUGACUUACUGACGCAAUUGACAGUUAUCAGUAGAAAUAGGAUUAAUUUGCCUUUUUAUGCGUCUUACCCCCUCAAGGAAACAAAAUGAACUCGGCGGACCUGUGUGCGUUCGUUCAAUAAGAGGAGAGUGAAAAAUCGAUAUCCUCCCCACACCGACUGUCGCACGCGACAACGUCGACUGGUGCCCCAGCACUUUCGUUCAGCAAGGGUAAUUGGGAUACGGAGUUGUAUAUCAGGGAGGCGGUCUUUCAGUGCAUCCUGGCUACAGAUCAGGUCACCGCCCACCGUGAUCUAAAGGAAAGGCAACUGACAAGACUAUGGAGGUCGUGUACGUGUGUGCCGUACAGCCGGAUUCCCAACUCAUCGUAUACGAGGUUGUAGAUUGAGGUGCCUAUGUCUCCAUCCAGGCGAUAGUGUCCCAAAUGCCAUAUUAAGAAGGCGAUCUUGUGGCGCGACUACAAGUUUGAAGAAGAUUCGAAAUGCCUCUUCAUUUGGCCGUUUUCCGUGCUGCAAAUCAAGGCUCUCCGUCACAGAUCAACGCAUGUCAUGAUUAUUUGGGUAGCAGUGAAGUGAUUUAUAAGGCAGUAGGAAUCCAUCUCAUUAUAACAUCACCGAAGAAGAAGAAGAAGAAACGGAGGAGUAAUUGGAGGAGGAGGAGGAGGAGGAGGAGGAGGAGGAGAAGGAGAGGGAAGAAAAUACGGGGGACCAGAACGAUAAUUUUACUAGCCUGCGUCUUCGGAUUCUCACUUGAACCAACAAACAUUGACAAUCGGAAAUAGGGGUAAUGGAGUCAUAAGGACGUAACCGCCAUGUCAUCACGGUAGUUUGCACCUCGAUUUCGACUAUGUCUACCGUGUGCUCUACAGCCGUGUGAGAUCAGGGACGAUGGCUUGCAAGUGAAUUAGUUCAUACUGAUGGUAGACUUGCGCAGCAUCCCUCGCUCUCUCUCCUUUUACAUCUCACCGUCCUCCACUAGGACCCAGUGUGGUGACAGAGUCAUGAAGACCGGAGGUUGGAGAGGGCGCAGUUUUCUGGGGCGGCGAAAAACCGCCUCCAGACGUACCUCUACCUCCCCUUGACUAUAAAGCGCACUGGCCAGGGUUUUACGCAACAUGAAUAGAGGGGACGGUUUGGAUUCGAACCGGCGCGAAAUGAGCUUGCAAAUGGGCCUGCAGUCACAUCCCCAGUGUUGGCAUUUCUUAUGGUUGCGCAUUCCCGUUAAUGCCUGUUGGACGCCAAUCCGGACCUCUCUGUUUGUCCAACUCAUCUACCGCGUGACACUUUGAGGAGCGAGAAGGCAACAUGACGGGAUCUAGAACUAGGUUCUGAUUACCAAUCCUGGUCGAUAAGUGGAGAGUUGGGUUUAAGCAUAAUUGUCAGUUCUGGGUAGAGCCAAAAAGAAAUUUACAGCACAAUAAAACUGCUCGGCUUCUCCGGACACACACUGCUAACAAUUUGUAUUGUGUCCGGUCUACCUGUUCAGAGAAAGGUUCCUUGAACUGUUCUUGACUGUACAAUUGUUUCACCGCGUCUAGGUGUCGGUUUUUGCCGUGACUUGACAAUGAUACGGGACCCAGGAGGAGGGGAGUGAGAAGAGAGUGCGGUAGAUGCGUCACAAACUAUGGUUCCCGCUCUUGUUCUCAUGUGGAGCAUACGGAGGACAUCGUAGAAAUCGACAGUCGAACUGUUGUGUGAGCUCAGAUGGAGAUAAAUUAGGAUUGGUGACGUUACAAGGUGUAAAUUGUCACACCAGCAAACGCGAAUCCAGCAAGUGCAUUCAUUUCCAGAACAUGUUAUAAUCACUUAGCCUACUAGAUGGUCCAUCCGGUCCUGGAAUUUUCACUUUGAUAUAGUGAUCAUGACUAAAUGACCAUCAUCACCUACCCUGAAAGAUCCUCAAUAGCGAGAAUUAAGCGCGAGUUUAAUGACCCCGACGAGAUCAUAUUCCCAUGUUUUGGAAUUUUUUAAUCUUCAGCAACCACACUUCUGUAAAUCGUUCGCAGGGAAAAAAGUGUCGAUUAGAUGGCUUCCUCAGUCUCUACAUGUACUCAACAUUACGAAAAACAGCCGUUAAACGUAAGAAGCUGAUUGCUAAUUAGGCCUCAUUCCACCCGACUUUAGGCCUACUGGAUACCGGGUGGACCAGGAAAUAUUAAAGUGCCUCUUCGGAUAAGAUCGUUUCGUGGUGUUUCGCAGAAUUCUCAUGGAGCCGUUCAAGCUGUCGUGUAGAGGCGUGAAGGCGAUGUCCCAUUAGUGUAGGUUUCACCGACAUUUCUAACUGGAAUAUACAUUCGGCUUGCAUGGGUUGGUUUCCCGCUAAGCCGGAGCUUCGGCUGGGGUGACACUGAAACCUAAGACAUUCCAGUUCAUCAUUAGAAAUUUAACUUAAGUGUCCUAAAACCACAGGCUUCCUGAUUACAACAAUGUCUACUCCAGGGUAAGUGAAAAUGAUGUUUAACUGAUUCAACCUUGGGUCCUCAAGGACUGUCGUAUAGAGACGUGCAGUCAGUGCAGGUGCUGAGAGUUUCACUGAAAAGGCUGAGUAGACGGGAAGGAGAGCAAGACCUGGCAGUGAGGAUUUGUCGGAUCUUUCGCAUUGUGGUGCUGGGUCGCAGGCGGGUAGUCCACAGCCCCUUCAAUCCGCUCUGAUUUUUGAAGCAUACGCCGCUAAGCCUUGGUAAUUUCCGCUUUCCACGAACACCGUUUUGGACUUUAACCGUUUAGAGGCGGUCGCAUGGAAGUUACAUGGCAGUCCAAUUGAUACAUUGCGAAAAUUUUCCUUAGCGUGAGCUCGAUAGAAAUAUCGUUACGACUGAAGACCUCCGAGAUUAAAAACUGUAAUUUCUAGAAAGUAACUCAAGCAGUUAAUGUAUGGUUCUUUAAGGCGGCAGGUGGCCCCGUGGCAGUCUGCUCACUUGAUCGCCGCUGCCUUGUCCCGCUGCCCUUCUGCUCGCCCCAGGCCCUCUUCUGAUUCGCUGCGAGGACCGCACGAGGUUUGCCACUGGCCUUGCAAGAGCUGGAAGUCAAUCAACCACGCUGCCUCGCCGAUUGGCUACAGGCGGCCACAACUUGGACAAACCAACGACUCCAAAGAACCCCAACGGCGGACACACUGACGCGCACAACACGUUUGAAGAGACAACUUGCGGCGACAACUUGCUGUGA
Messenger RNA from Spirometra erinaceieuropaei, 14528 nucleotides. Lineage: Eukaryota; Metazoa; Platyhelminthes; Cestoda; Diphyllobothriidea; Diphyllobothriidae. The record is from the annotation of a GenBank genome assembly.